GUGGCGGCGGCGGCCGGAGGCCGGGGCUGGGGCUGAGGCGGGGGUCGGGGCUGCAAGGCCCGCGGGGCGGCAGGCAGCGGCGGCCCGGGGCUCAAGCCCGGAUACGGGAGCGGCCACCAUGGCCGAGAGCAUCAUAAUUCGUGUUCAGUCCCCAGAUGGGGUGAAGCGGAUCACAGCAACAAAGAGAGAAACAGCUGCAACAUUUUUGAAAAAGGUUGCAAAGGAGUUUGGCUUCCAAAAUAACGGCUUCUCAGUUUACAUCAAUAGAAACAAGACUGGAGAAAUAACAGCGUCAUCUAACAAAUCCCUCAACCUGCUGAAGAUCAAGCAUGGAGAUUUGUUGUUCCUGUUUCCCUCGAGCCUUGCUGGACCAUCGUCUGAGAUGGAGACAUCGGCCCCACUGGGGUUAAAAGCCUGUGGUGCUCCCAAUGUGGUGGAAGAUGAGAUCGACCAGUACCUCAGCAGGCAGGACGGGAAGAUCUACAGGAGCCGUGACCCACAGCUGUGCCGACAUGGGCCUCUGGGGAAGUGCGUGCACUGCGUUCCUCUAGAGCCUUUCGACGAGGACUACCUAAAUCACCUGGAGCCUCCCGUGAAGCACAUGUCCUUCCACGCCUACAUCCGGAAGCUGACCGGAGGGGCUGACAAGGGGAAAUUUGUUGCCCUGGAGAAUAUCAGUUGCAAGAUUAAAUCAGGGUGUGAGGGACACCUUCCAUGGCCUAAUGGCAUCUGUACUAAGUGCCAGCCAAGUGCCAUCACGCUGAAUAGACAGAAAUACAGACAUGUGGACAACAUCAUGUUUGAGAAUCAUACAGUUGCUGACCGCUUCCUUGACUUCUGGAGGAAGACAGGGAACCAGCACUUCGGGUACUUGUAUGGACGGUACACGGAGCACAAAGACAUUCCUCUUGGUAUCAGGGCUGAAGUGGCUGCGAUUUAUGAACCUCCUCAGAUUGGUACACAGAAUAGCUUGGAGCUUCUUGAAGACCCAAAGGCUGAGGUGGUUGAUGAAAUUGCUGCCAAACUUGGCCUGAGGAAGGUUGGCUGGAUAUUUACAGACCUUGUCUCGGAAGAUACCCGAAAGGGUACAGUUCGAUAUAGUCGAAAUAAGGACACCUAUUUCCUGAGUUCAGAAGAAUGUAUCACUGCAGGAGACUUUCAAAAUAAGCAUCCCAACAUAUGUCGACUCUCUCCAGAUGGACAUUUUGGAUCCAAGUUUGUUACUGCAGUGGCUACAGGUGGCCCCGACAACCAGGUGCACUUUGAAGGGUACCAGGUGUCCAAUCAGUGCAUGGCGUUGGUCCGAGAUGAGUGCCUGCUGCCCUGCAAGGACGCCCCUGAGCUUGGCUACGCCAAGGAGUCCAGCAGCGAGCAGUACGUGCCUGAUGUGUUUUAUAAGGACAUAGACAAGUUUGGCAACGAGAUUACCCAGCUGGCUCGCCCCCUGCCCGUGGAGUAUCUGAUCAUAGACAUCACAACAACUUUCCCCAAGGAUCCAGUUUAUACUUUUUCUAUUUCACAAAAUCCAUUUCCUAUUGAAAACCGGGAUGUAUUGGGUGAGACACAGGACUUCCACAGCCUGGCCACCUACCUGUCUCAGAACACCUCAUCCGUGUUCCUGGACACUAUCUCGGAUUUCCACCUCCUGCUAUUCCUGGUCACCAAUGACGUCAUGCCUCUGCAGGACAGCAUCAGCUUGCUGCUGGAGGCUGUGAGGACCAGAAAUGAGGAGCUCGCCCAGACGUGGAAGAAGUCUGAGCAGUGGGCCACCAUCGAGCAGCUCUGCAGCACAGUCGGUGUGCAGCUUCCAGGCCUCCACGAGUACGGAGCCGUCGGGGGCUCUGCACACACCACCUCAGCCGCCAUGUGGGCUUGUCAGCACUGCACCUUCAUGAACCAGCCAGGCACCGGCCACUGCGAGAUGUGCAGCCUCCCCAGGACCUAGGGCUCCCGGGCCCUGCUGCCCGGACUGGGCCCACCCUAGCCCUCUCUGAAGCCAGGAUUGUUGCAACCAUGCCCCACCGCAGGCAGCCCUGAAGGCGAGGCGGGGGCGGCUGCCCUGGGGGUCUCUGACCCAUGAAGCUUCUCAGCACCAGGCUUCCCUGGAGGGAGGGAGCCAGGCUGGUGCUCUUGGGCUGAAACCAGUCUCUUGGUGGAGGCACCGUAUGGCCCCAUCCGGAUGCCCUGCAGCAGCUCCUACUGUGGUAGAAGGACUAGGUGCCUCUAAAUCAUCACCUGGAAUUGAGGGGGUGGGAGGGCUUGCUGGCACCAUCCAGCUUUCUUUUUUCCUUCCUUUGGAUGCUUUUGGUUCCCAUGUUUUUGGUUGGGAGCUCUUGGUGACCUCUGUACCCCGUUGCUCUGGGGCAGACCCUGCCUGUGAGGGCCACCUCUUCCCCUUCCAGUAGCCAUCGUGUGGUGGAAAUGCGUGGCCACGAGCUUGCUGGUCUUCUGUCGCUUGGUCUGCAGGUGAAUCUGCUGCCCGCCCUUUCCUGCUCUCACCCAGCGUCCAGGGGGGACUUUAAAGUCUGCUUUGGUUGUAAUAAUAGUUACCAGUAAUUCCUGCAAAGAAGACUUUUAUUUAUUUAUUUUUUAAGAUAAAAACUGCA
Messenger RNA from Lipotes vexillifer (Yangtze River dolphin), 2606 nucleotides. It is a transcript of the gene NPLOC4, whose product is annotated as NPL4 homolog, ubiquitin recognition factor. Gene Ontology annotation, biological process: ubiquitin-dependent protein catabolic process. Lineage: Eukaryota; Metazoa; Chordata; Mammalia; Artiodactyla; Lipotidae. The transcript has 17 exons. The record is from RefSeq and is a predicted model, not a curated record. Gene Ontology annotation, molecular function: ubiquitin protein ligase binding; ubiquitin binding. The coding region runs from base 119 to 1945 and encodes 608 amino acids. Gene Ontology annotation, cellular component: nucleus.